CACACUGUCUUUUGUGAAAACGUACAGAAUGAAAAACGGUUUCACCUGAGCGCAGGUCACGGGCAUGAGAAAGAUGCGAUAGUCCAUUAAGAUAGUCGCCAACGACAAUCACCGCAAUUAUCCAGCGCAUUCGUCGUGACCGAACUGGAAUUACCAUUGCAUUAGAGCGCAAGGGAGGGCGUUUAAUGUGCAUCCACUAUCAGAACUAUAUCAGUGCGAGACAACCACAGCUGCAGCUCAGUCCUCGCGCGCCCGCCGCGCUGCCGCGAUUCGAAAGUGAACACAAUGAAAACGACAGUGAGAAUAAUCGUAUUUUGCGUGGCCCUUGCCGCUGCGGCAUCAAAAGAUCCGGCGCGAAUUGAAAAUGGAGAGAUCAAGUACCAGUUGGAUGUGCCAGGAAAAGAACCUAUCACAGUUAUAGAAACAACGCCAAGUAAUGUGAGACAACACUGGCAGGAUUACUCCCGGGAUUUCAAGGAUCAUGACGACAGUGAAAUGAAACACGUAAUGACUGAUAUUAUACACGACCCUGAUGGCUAUCCAAGAUGUUUUGGACCAUCCUGUCAAGAAGGAUUUUCGGAUGACGGGCCACAGAGGGAUUUGAAUGACUAUUACGCAGACGCGGAGAAACUGAAAGACUAUCCUGACUUCCAAACAAGCAUGCAAGCGUUAGCCGCUAAACUCAAGAAAGACAAGUACAAGAAUAACCCAUAUAACGCUGAUCCUUACAAUAAUGAUCCUUUAGAACUAAGUCAUUCUGAUGAAGAAGACAACGCUAAGGUAUAUACUUCUUGGAAUCGUCUCAAAGUCAAGCAGCAUAAGCACCCUUAUGAUGACAAGGAGGGCUGGGUGACGUUAGAACCAGUUGCAUGGUCAACCAGUAAGAUCUCAAAGUGGAAACCGAAUGUAAAGAAACCGAAACCCAAUCAAUGGAUCGAGGACGAUGACAGACCAGACAGCGACCGGUACAAUCCAUACCAAGGAAUCGAUUAUAAUAAUAACUAUCCUCAGGUGCAGAAGAAACCGUCUAAGACGCGUCCUACGUAUAUAAAUAAUAAAUUACACACAUCAUCAGAAUAUGAUUCUGAAAUGCCAUCGAAACCUACAUGGAGUAAACCAACCGUACACCAACAAAGUACGUUCAACUAUCCUAGUUCAUGGUCUCCAGACGAUAGUCGGCGCCCACAUAAACCAAAUUGCGAUUCGGAGGAGCAGUACAAUGACAGUAGUGCAAAUGACGAUGCUGUUUUCUAUGGUAUAUCGGAUUCAGUAAUGACGGAUCAUCGACCAAGUAAGUUUCCAAUUGAAUACGAAGCGCUUCACCAGGCUCCUUAUCAGAGGCGCCCCAUCAGGAGACCAACACAAGUGAUCUACGCGGGAUCUCCUGAACUGGACAGCGAUCGGUCUUCGAGGCCCCCAUAUGGCGACGGGCAGUGGGUGUUGCUCUCUACGACAAAGGGUUACCGGAACAAAAAACGACAGAGAUCUUUAAGCCCUACACCUACAGCAGAUGACCGCUCGGACGGAGCAACAAUGACUUCUCACCAAGCAGUAGCGCUAACAGUAUUGCCUAUUGACAAUGCUCACACUAACAUGACCACAUCACAUGGAGGAUUGUUAGAAGUUGAAAAAAGUUUCAAAACAGUAGAGGAAUCAAAGCGAGAUAUGGAUAAGAAGUACGAUUUAGCUUUCGCGUCGAGCCUGCAAAAGCCUACGACUAACCGGGUGGUCAGGAGGAAAAUUGUGUCGAAUGUAGCACCUGACAGCUCGACCGUGUUUGCGGCCGUUGGAGCGGGAAUGCUCCCAGCGACCAUGGCCAUGGUCGUUCCCAUGAUGCUGGGGCGAAGGCGAAGAAGAAGGGACCUUGAUACUACACCAGAAGAUUCAACUCACAAUAACAUAUUUUACAAAAAUCAGUAAUAGUUAGUUAAUUUAUUUUUAGGAUAAGUGAUCACUGUGAUUAUUAAUUUAUUGUAUUUAAUGUUACUGAAUAUUGCAGGGGCUUUACGUUAUUUAAAUUACCAGUCUGUUAAAAUACGUUCAAUGUAUUUCUAAGACUCAACACAUUUGUAUUAGCAUAAGCAUAGGUAAUUAAAACACAAUAAUUGAAAUUUAAAA
Molecule: messenger RNA, 2118 nt
Organism: Cydia splendana
Lineage: Eukaryota; Metazoa; Arthropoda; Insecta; Lepidoptera; Tortricidae
Exons: 1
Coding region: 286-1920 (544 amino acids)
Source: RefSeq, a predicted model, not a curated record